GGCUGGCUGGUGGAAAAGAAACAGAAUUAGCAGACAGCGGCGCAGUCACAGCUAGCAGAACUAGCAGAAAGCAGAGACAGAGCGACAACAGCACAACCAGCUUGUCUUUGGGAGUGGAGUGAGAGUUUAUCCUGUACAUUCUACGUGGGCUUGUGCUAUCGAUCCACUUACAUCUUGGCCGACCUCGUCGGACAGUUCCUAUCCUCGAGGUCUCUAAAGUGUAGCGCGCGGGCGCGAGCACGCCUCUUUGUGAUUAUUUUAACUGUAUACAUGUAUAUACAGUACGUAUAGUUAAAAUACAACGCCACAUCCUCUCUGUGGUACAUGUGUUUCGUGAGUGUCUUUGGAAUGUGGAGAGCUUCACGAAUUCCGUGUAGAAGAAAAUAACGCAACGUUUGGAAAUAAAUAUCCAAAUAUUAUUUACACCAAGCGUGUUUUUAAUUUAUAAAUUACCAUGGUACUGAUAACUAAGAAGGAGACAACUGAAGAGGAACAAGAUCCUUUGCAGUCUCAAUCUCAGCCUCAAGAAGGACAGGAGCAAUUGGAGCAACCUCAACCUCAGUUACGGUUCCUCAAUGCCAGUGUUCUCCAACAAUUACAACAGCAGCAUCAACAAGAAGUACAACAACAGCAACAGCAACAACAGCAGCAGCAACAGCAAGUUCAACAACAUGGACAACCGCAGGUUAUUACUCUUCAACAGCUGCAAAAUUUUGUACCCAUGUCGCAGCAGCAACAUGAUCAACAGAGACCUCAAACUAUUUCAGUACAAACAUUACCCCAGCAAUUUUUACAAGGUGCUCAGUUGAUAAGUAAUCAGGCAGCUCUACAGCAGCAGCAACAACAACAGCAACAUGGUCAGCAAGUUCAAGCACAAGGUCAACAGCAACCUCAGCAACAGCAAUUGAGUUACAGUGUAAUACCACAAAUGCAAACUGUUAAUAUUGAUGGCCAGGAUGCACUUUUUAUUCCGUCUUCACCAAUGACCUCCAUGGCUACUCACCAUCAGUCGUCACCGACAAUGCAAUUCACAACAGCUAGUGGGCAACAGGUCCAACUAGCAUCUUCUCAAGUUCAGUUGGCAAAUGGUCAAACAAUAAUUACUCCCCAGCCUGUCAGCUUAAUCCGAGCACCUAAUGUUUUUCCAACUUCCAUUAUACAAAAUAUCGGAGGUCAAACAGUACAACUGCCUACAGAUUCCAAGGCAACCGUGGAUGUUUCAGGACAAAGUGUUCAAGUGAGGCCGCUCCAAUUUCCACUUCAGCAUGUCCAGCAAACUGUACCUGUCCAAAUACCUGUUACCACGAAUAAUGGACAAACGAUUUAUCAGACGGUACAUUUUCCAAUUCAAGCUCUGUCUAAUGUUUUUAAUAUGGGUCCACAGAUGAUGCCUCAAAUAACGCAGCAGAUUCCACAGAUGGCACAAAUAAUAACGCCCAAUGGUCAAAUUCAACAAGUUCAAAUAGCAAAUUUGUCCCAGCUUCAAAAUCUCCAAGGUCAGCAGGUUGCCGCGCAAGUUGCUCAACAAGUAGCCCAGCAGCAAGCUCAGCAACAAGUCGUACAGCAAGUCACUGCCCAGCACCAAACCCAACAACAAGUUGUCCAACAACAGCAACAACAACAAGUAGCAGCAGCCCAAGCUCAAGCUCAAGCUCAGCAACAAGCACAGCACCAGCAAGUUCAACAAGUCGUUCAGCAAGUGAUGCAACAGCAGCAGCAACAACAACAAGCCCAACAGCAAGCGCAACAACAAGCUCAACAACAAGCCCAACAACAACAACAACAACAGCAGCAAGUUCAGAAUCAACAGGCUGCUGCUUCAACACCAACGUCUAGCACCAGUUGGUCAACGUCCGUGUCGACUCCUGGCAAUGUUCAAGUAGUAGGUAUUGGCCAACUUGGAAGACCAAAUUCCAAUGUGAUAACAACAAAAGACGGCCAAAAAAUAGAACUGUCUACUCUGACAAGACCUGCUGACGGCAUUGAAAAUGAAUUAAAAUUAACGAGCUUAGAUGCAAGUCAAUUGGCUGCUGGUCAAGUUAUUCAUAUACCUGCUGCACAAGCUGGACAGCAGACAAUUCAACCUAUUACAAUAACAGGCGCGCAAGGCCAGCAACUUACUCUCAUAUCAGCUUCUGCGUUAACGAAUUUAGCUUCUCCCCAGGGAGGAAUGAUGCGAAGCAUAAACGUUGGAAAUGGAGGAUUAAUGCAAAUCCAAUCUGCUGGCGGUGUUAAUACGCCCAAUGGAUUUCUUCAAUCGAUACCUUUACAAAAUAUCCCCGGGCUGAGCAAUGUCCAAGUGAUCCCAGCUAGUGCUUUACAGCCUGCUACUGUCCAAACACUGCCAACCGGUGCUGGAGGUACUCCAAUUGUUACUGGACAAACAGUUCAUCUGGACUCCAGUGAUCCUACAAAAUGGCAAAUACUUCAAACAAUACAAGCCAAUGGUACAAUAGCUCCAGCUACUCCAGCUCCACAACCGCAGCAGCAGCAACAAAAUACCACGACAAUAAAUACCACAGGGGAAGGUGAGCCUAAACAGCAUCGACGACGUGUUGCCUGUAAUUGUCCCAAUUGUAGUGACGGUGACAGGACACGUGAUAUAACGCAUAAGCGACAACAUAUUUGUCAUAUUGCGGGUUGUAAUAAAGUAUAUGGCAAGACGAGUCACUUGAGAGCUCAUCUGCGAUGGCAUACUGGAGAACGACCUUUUGUUUGUAGUUGGGUAUUCUGUGGGAAAAAAUUCACCAGAUCGGAUGAAUUGCAGAGGCAUAGAAGAACUCACACGGGUGAAAAAAGGUUCCAGUGUCCUGAAUGUACAAAGAAGUUUAUGCGUUCAGAUCAUUUAACGAAGCACAUAAAAACGCAUACUAAAAUACGAAGCACCGAAGCUGCUACAUCCACGCAAGAAGGCUCAUCAGAUAGUCAAUCUUCAAGCGAAGAUAAAAUUAUAAUUGCGCUUCACAAAGAGACUGACCAAGCGGAUAUUAUACUACCUGGAACUAUCGAGGGCUUGCAGAGUGAAACACCGACACAUGUAACGAAUGAAUGAGCGUAUUAAUUAUAAUUAUUGAUUAUUAUUUUUUUUUUUUUAUAUUGUUAUAUAAUAUGAUUUUAAGAUUAGUCAAAGAUGAAUAACAUUAAUAAUUGAUAAGAACAAUCAAUUUAUAUUUUAAAAAUUUGACUGGAUACACCAGCGGUCAAAGUAUUAGAUUUCUUUAGUUAUUUUUUAAGGAUAGUAAUUAUUUUGAAAUCAUUUUUUUGUGUAAAGUCUUUAGAUUGACGAU
This is a messenger RNA of Cotesia glomerata, 3287 nucleotides long. RefSeq names its product transcription factor Sp4-like. Bases 455 to 3052 code for a protein of 865 amino acids. The transcript is spliced from 7 exons. The record is from RefSeq and is a predicted model, not a curated record. Gene Ontology annotation, biological process: regulation of transcription by RNA polymerase II. Gene Ontology annotation, molecular function: DNA-binding transcription factor activity, RNA polymerase II-specific; RNA polymerase II cis-regulatory region sequence-specific DNA binding. NCBI's taxonomy places the organism in Eukaryota, Metazoa, Arthropoda, Insecta, Hymenoptera, Braconidae.